Molecule: messenger RNA, 1101 nt
Organism: Cervus elaphus (red deer)
Lineage: Eukaryota; Metazoa; Chordata; Mammalia; Artiodactyla; Cervidae
Product: Y-box-binding protein 1-like
Exons: 1
Coding region: 1-1101 (366 amino acids)
Biological process (GO): regulation of gene expression
Cellular component (GO): nucleus
Molecular function (GO): nucleic acid binding
Source: RefSeq, a predicted model, not a curated record
AUGAGUGAGGCGGGAGAGACCACCCUCACGGAGGUGGCUGCUUCCAUCUCCCCUCAAGCCUCGUGUAAACCCUUGGCAUCCUUGGGAGGCGGAGACCGGGCCCUAGCCCUUGACACAGGCCACCUCAGCGGGGAUGAGAUCCCCAAGGCCACUGCUGGGGACUCCAAGGGAAAGGAGCCCAAGAAGGUCAUCGCUGAGAGGGUCCUAGGCUCUGUCGUAUGGUUUAACGUGAAGAAUGGGUAUGGCUUCAUCAGCAGGCACGAUACCCAGGAAGAUGUGUUUGUUCACCAUUCGGCCAUCACCUGGAACACCUCCCGCAAGUACCAAGGCACCGUGGAUGAUGGCGAGACGGUGGAGUUCGACGUGGUGCAGGGCGAGCGGGGCACUGAGGCUGCUAACGUAACCGGGCCAGCGGGCGCGCCACUGAAGGGAAGCCGCUACACUUCCCACCGCGCCAGCACCCGCCGGGGCUUCAGCACCCACCGCCAUGAGCCACCUCCGCGAAGUCCCAAGAGCGCAGAGAACGGCGUUGAUGAACGUGAUGGCAGCGGCGAAGGCUUCACUGCGGCCCAGGGCCUCAGACGCCCUCUGCCUGGCCACUCCCAAGACCAACAACUGAGCCGUUUCCCGCCCUCCCGCAGGGCCCCAUCUGUGACCCGCCACCCGUGGAUCCAGGUUACCACCAGCGGCCCCCUGUCCGACCAGCAGCCUGGGUCCAACCCCACUGCAAGGCAGGAGGGGCAUCCUCAGCGGGGUCGGGGCCUUAGCUACCUGCUGAGUCGCCCUAGGGCCGGAGGCCCUAGACGCUCACCAGGCAUCCCAGAAGAGCUGGAGGCAGAACACAGCGAGAGAGGGCCCGAAGCCGGCAGCAAUCCUCCACAGAGGCCCCCUCCACGCUAUGGAUCCUGCCGUCCCAGUAACCGGCGCCGCCGCCCGCAGCAAGUUCCUGGUGCCCAGGAACAGGAUUCCGAGGGAGGAGAGAGCACGAUCAGGAAGAGCCCCACUGAAACACCUUCUUCUGUCGCUGUGGCAAAGAACAACGACGCCCCUAAAAAGGAGAACCCCUUGGUCAUGGAUGCGCCCUCUGCCGCCCAGGCCUAG